GUGGCUCCUCGCUUCCUGGUUGAAGAUGGCGGAUGAGAAUGAGACAGCACCGAUGCCGGAGAAAGAAGAUGUAGAGGACCACGGACACUGCAGCGACUGUGAAAAUGAAGAGCACCACUCUGACGACGGUGACAGGGGUCUUGGGGACGACACCGGCGCCAAGAAGAAGAAAAAGAAGCAGAAAAAGAAGAAGAAAUCUGGUGCCACAGAAGCAGCUCAGGACCCCCUUGCCAAGGUGAAUUCGUUGCCAGCUGAUAAGCUACAGGAGAUCCAAAAGGCCAUUGAACUGUUCUCUGUCGGCCAAGGCCCUGCCAAAACCAUGGAGGAGGCUACUAGGAGGAGUUAUCAGUUCUGGGACACGCAGCCUGUGCCCAAGCUAGGCGAGACUGUGACAUCACAUGGCUCCAUUGAACCUGACAAAGACAACAUUCGCGAGGAGCCCUACAGCCUCCCGCAGGGCUUCAGCUGGGACACCCUCGACUUGGGGAACCCUGCCGUGCUCAAGGAGCUUUACACCCUUCUCAACGAGAAUUAUGUUGAAGACGAUGACAACAUGUUCCGGUUUGACUACUCCCCCGAGUUCCUGCUCUGGGCCCUGCGGCCCCCUGGCUGGUUGCCCCAGUGGCAUUGUGGAGUGAGGGUUAACUCCAACCAGAAGCUGGUGGGCUUCAUCAGUGCCAUUCCUGCUACCAUCUGUAUCUACGACAUAGAAAAGAAAAUGGUUGAGAUAAAUUUCCUCUGCGUCCACAAGAAGCUUCGCUCCAAACGAGUUGCUCCUGUUCUGAUCAGAGAAAUCACCAGACGGGUCAACCUGCAGGGAAUCUUUCAGGCCGUCUACACUGCCGGAGUUGUGUUGCCCAAACCAGUGGGCACAUGCAGGUACUGGCAUCGCUCAUUGAACCCACGCAAACUAAUCGAGGUCAAGUUCUCCCACCUGAGCAGGAACAUGACGAUGCAGCGCACCAUGAAGCUGUACCGGCUGCCUGAGGCUCCUAAGACUUCAGGCCUGCGGCCGAUGACUAAAGAGGAUGUACCGGUGGUGCACCGCCUCCUCCGUGAGUACCUGAGCCAGUUCAACCUGGUGCCCGCCAUGAACCAGGAGGAGGUAGAACACUGGCUGCUGCCCCGGGAAAAUAUUAUCGACACUUACCUGGUGGAGAACGAUGGAAAGGUAACGGAUUUCCUGAGUUUUUACACACUGCCCUCUACCAUUAUGAACCACCCUGUGCACCGCAGUCUUAAAGCAGCGUACUCCUUCUACAACGUGCACACCACCACGCCCCUGCUCGACCUGAUGUCUGACGCCCUCAUCCUGGCCAAAUCGAAAGGGUUUGAUGUCUUUAAUGCACUGGAUCUAAUGGAAAACAAGACUUUCUUGGAGAAGCUUAAGUUCGGCAUCGGGGAUGGAAAUCUACAGUAUUAUCUGUACAAUUGGAAGUGUCCCAGCAUGGGCUCGGAAAAGGUUGGGUUGGUAUUGCAGUGACAUCCCUUUACGCCAUAAACUAGUGUCACCGACAGGCCAGGAGACGGCACCAUCGCACUGACCACCUGCCAGAUGGACUGAUGACUCCCUGCUUCAGGAAAGGAAAAACCCACCGCCCAUUUUUACUUUUUGACCUUUUGAACUCUGACCUGCACUACCGCUGCCAGGCAGGGAGGCGGGGAGAGUCUGCUCUUCCUCCUCCCUCGAUCACAUGGACCUUAAAGCCAUUGUUAUCAUCCCAGACAACUGUAUUUCAUCUGAGAGCUGUCUUGAUUGUACCAUACACACAAGAACAGUGUGCACAGAUUACUGUAUAUCAAACACUCACCGUUGGCAUACCUACAAAACGUUCGAUACAUGUAAAUAAUCUCAAACAUCACUGCGGAUAAUGCCCUAACACAUACAGACUUACGACCCACUGUUUUUGUUUUAUUCCUAAAUGUUGGAAGUGCUUUUUGCAAUUAAAAUAAAUCUGUCAUCCUUAAGUUUUAGAGAUAAAAAAAGAAGAAAAAAAUCAAAAAUGAUCAAAAAAUAUUUUAAAAAGGAAAAGGCUCAAAAAGAUGAGGUAAUAAAUACCAAAAGUGGACACCAGAAAA
Messenger RNA from Centropristis striata (black sea bass), 2079 nucleotides. It is a transcript of the gene nmt1a, whose product is annotated as N-myristoyltransferase 1a. Gene Ontology annotation, molecular function: glycylpeptide N-tetradecanoyltransferase activity. Gene Ontology annotation, cellular component: cytoplasm. The transcript has 12 exons. The record is from RefSeq and is a predicted model, not a curated record. Bases 26 to 1483 code for a protein of 485 amino acids. Lineage: Eukaryota; Metazoa; Chordata; Actinopteri; Perciformes; Serranidae. Gene Ontology annotation, biological process: N-terminal peptidyl-glycine N-myristoylation.